This is a messenger RNA of Anopheles marshallii, 2082 nucleotides long. Its product is annotated as organic cation transporter protein. NCBI's taxonomy places the organism in Eukaryota, Metazoa, Arthropoda, Insecta, Diptera, Culicidae. Gene Ontology annotation, cellular component: membrane. The record is from RefSeq and is a predicted model, not a curated record. Gene Ontology annotation, biological process: transmembrane transport. The transcript is spliced from 7 exons. Gene Ontology annotation, molecular function: transmembrane transporter activity. Bases 1 to 2082 code for a protein of 693 amino acids.
AUGAAGCGACACUAUUACGUGCAGAAAAUGAAUAGCCAAGAAAAGUUGGGUGAAGAAUCGGCCGGCAUGGAUACGACCGGCAUCUAUACGAUCACUGUGCCACGGGUGGAAGUGGCUGUACCGGGUGGUACCGAACCCAUCACCGGGAUGCGCACGCCAAGUGCUACGUUUGUGUCGAUUCUGCAGCGACCGCCGAAGACCGUCGUUGACUUCGGGACGGUCAAUAUUUACCAGCAGCCCCAUAGUGGGGUGAAGGUAGGUCGCAGCGGUACCGUACCCGACGGUAAGAUGCUCGAUCCGUCCUUCGAUGAUAACAGCGAUAACAGCAGCAAUCUCAGUGUGACCGCGAACGACGAGGACAGUGAUAUAAUAUCUGAGUAUAUCGGUCACUACGGUCGGUGGCAGUUUGGGUGGACGUUCUUACUGUGUCUGUUCCAGAUACCGACCACGUUUCACAUCUUCUGUCUGGUGUUUCAGGCGGCUGCCCGAGACUUUUGGUGUGCCCGACCGGAACAUUUAACCUCCGUGCCGUUGGAGUUGUGGCGCAACCUCACGCAAACGACCACCGCCAACCAGUGCAGUGUUCGGGCGGCACCGUACGAACAUCUGACGGUGGACAGCAUUCUCGAGUACUUCCAAGGGGUGGAGAAUGGAAGCGAUAGUGAGCGCAUUGGAUGCAGUGCGUACGAGUACGAUGAUACGAUCUACGGGCAAACGAUCAUAGCCGAGUUUGGGCUCGUCUGCGAUCGCGGCCAUCUGAUGAGCAUCGUGGAGAUGUGCUUUCUGGCCGGGGCUGCUCUCGGCAGUGUGGGCAGUGGAUGGAUUUCGGACCAGUUCGGCCGAAGGCACACGCUGAUGGGAUUCGCACUGAUACAGGGUGUUACAGGUAUCGCGCUCGGGUUCGUGACGUCGCUCGAGCUGUACAUGGGACUGCGGGUAGUGAUCGGUUUCGCCUCGAUGUCGGUCGCCGUGGUCAGCUUCGUGCUGGUGGUGGAACUGGUGAGCGGCCGGUACCGCACAAUCAUCGGCAUCCUCAACAUACUUCCGGUGGCCUUGGCCUACAUCCUGGCAGCAGGUAUCGCUUACGUGGCGCGCGACUGGCGCACGAUGCAGUUCGCCAUCACGGUGCCCGGUCUGCUGCUCGUCACCAGCUGGUACUGGUGUCCAGAAUCACCCCGCUGGCUGCUGGCCAAGGGACGGCUCGAUGAGCUCUGCCAGCUGUUGGAGCGAGCCGCUACCACCAACAAUCUACAGCUGCCCGCAAACUACCGGAAGGCGCUAACAGUGGAAUCGGGCACGGAAUCGGGCGGCGCACCGGAAGCAGCCGUCUCGGUCGGUGACGUAUUCCGCCGGAAGUACAUUCGCACCACGCUCGUCAUGAUCGUCGUGUGGUUCGGCAUCAUACUGAUCUACUUUGGCAUUACGCUGCAUCUGAGCAAUCUUGGAGGCGACAUCUAUCUGAACACGGUCAUUGCCGGUUCGGUCGAAUCGAUUGCCAUCUGUCUCAGCAUCGUGGUCGUGCUGAAGCUCGGAUUACGGAUUAAUUUAUUCCUCUACAUGGUCGUCGCUGGAUUGUCCUGCAUCGUGAUGAACUUCGUGCCGGAUGGUAACCUCUGGCUGAUAAUUACGCUGGCGAUGAUCGUCAAGUGCUGUGUUGGAGCGUGUAAUGCCAUCAUACCGACGUUUACCGCGUACCAGUACCCGACCACCAUGCGCAACCUUGGUGUUGGGGUGGGAAAUUUUGCUGCCGGCGUGGCGCUUAUCAUUGUACCGUACCUGUGGCUGCUGGAACACAUUGAUCAGUACCUGCCGAUGACGAUCAUGGGAGUGUUCAGUAUUAUUGGUGCCCUUUCGCUCGCUAUCCUGAAGGACAAACUAAGCCAAAAGUAUCGCCAACGAAAGGCGGCAAAACAAGCAUCGAUCUAUCAGAAUACAACCGCCAUCGCUCACGAAAAACAGCAUGCUGCGAUGGAAGCUGACAGUUCAAAACGGCGCAUUGGCACUCAGUAUCCGUACGACGCUGAAGAACCGGCCGGAAUCAGCAACAUAGGAUUUGCACAAAACGAAAGCAUCUUCCUGUAA